CCCGGCUGCUGCGUCCCGUGCUGGGGUGUUACGGUUGAGAAAACCCCCUUUUUGAAAAUGGAGAAAUUGACCUCCGCGGCAACUCCUCCUCCUCCUUCCGCUACUUCAUCUCUCCCGCUUCCUACAGCAGCUGCAGCAGAUCAGAGAUCUUCGCCGGCGAUGGACUUAGAUAACCCGCCGGUUCCGAGUCGGCCACAUAUAGGAGGAGCUCAGGUGGCUCCGUCAGAUCCGUCGUCAAGGGGGAGAAAGAGGGGGCUGGAAGGGAAUCUGAAGGUGGAGAACUCCAACUACUACAAGAUGCGUCUCCUUGUCAAGGAUCUUCGCCCUCACGUUCUCGAGGUACUACGAGCUCCCGACUUCAGAAACUGCAAGGCAGCAGUCGAAAUUCAAGAGAAGAUGAAGCUUUUGCUUCAACUAUACCAAGAGAUGAUUGGACAAACACCCAAACUUGAGAAAUCAACUAAGACCGAGUCCUUAUCCAACGGCAAGGCACUCAGUCAAACACCUGAGGCAACAAGCACUACUGAUAAUAAGCACAACAACUCUGUUGUUGGUGACGACAAGGUCGUUGGAGGGUCUGCUUUUGGCUGGAACUUCGUCACCUAUGGAGGCACUGAUGCUGUUUACUGUGGCCUCUCCAAGGAAGAAUACAGAGCCUCUCACCCAAUUGUUCAAGCAGAGGCACAUGUAGAGGCUCAAUUAUAAAAGGUUUCUUUAGCCUUCCUGUUAAUGUUGUUUGUUUUAUUUAAUAUUGUCUAGUACAUGCACUUUGGUGUCUGUACAUCCCAUUAUGUUGUUGUAUCAACUGAAACCAAUGGGAGCUCUUGCCAUGAAUGUUUAAUUAGUACCAAUGUUUAACA
This is a messenger RNA of Brassica oleracea var. oleracea, 860 nucleotides long. RefSeq lists its product as uncharacterized. Bases 58 to 705 code for a protein of 215 amino acids. The record is from RefSeq and is a predicted model, not a curated record. Lineage: Eukaryota; Viridiplantae; Streptophyta; Magnoliopsida; Brassicales; Brassicaceae. The transcript has 3 exons.